AUGAGACUAGCGCAGGUCAGCACGCUCGACCGCCGUGGAAGUGAUCAAUCAUCGCGAUGCCCCCCUUUCGCAUCCACUUCGGGUGCAAAGUUAUGCAGACAGUCCAGGGGCAGUCAGUCUCGCGAACGACGGAGACACGCCAACAAGCCAACCACCUGCAGCGCUGUGCCCUCGAGCAGGAGACGGUGCAAGACCUCGCAUCGCGUGCUGCAGAAGUCGUCGGCGCAGCUUCAGACCGCCUAUCUGACCGCUCAGGCUGACUCCGAGUGGUUUCAAUCGCUGCCUCCAAAGGUCCAGCAGCGCCAUUUCAGCGUCGAGGAGCAGACCCGUCUCGGUGGCUGGCGCUCCAGUGUCAUCUUCGACGCCGCCGACCAGGCCCUCUACAAGUUCGGAAGCACGCCUGGAGAGUCCUCGCUCUCGCUGCCCGCUACCUCUACCUUGUCCCGCUCCUCGUCGAUAUCAAGCAUGUCGUCGACCGCCCGGUUCGCGGAUUCCGGCAUUGAUGUCGAUGGCUCACUCUAUGACAGCUUCAGAUGGCUGGACGAGGAGGACGAUAUCGACCUCUCCCUCGACUACCAUGCGCAUCUCGCAGAGGCCGCCGCUGCCUCCAAGAAGGCCAAGUCGUCCCAUCGCAGACGGCCGUCUUCCUUCCGGCGCACAUUCUCCAUCUCCUCUUCCUCGAACAAUAUCAGCGCACUCCCGUCUCCUCGCAUGCGCAGCCAGACGGCCUCGCAGCCACACCCUCUAUCCUUCAACCCUCACUUCCAGAACAGCAACAACUCACGGUCACGCUCGGUAUCAAAGUCCGUACCGACACCACACCUACCCUCCCACCUACCGCAAUCACCCCAGGGCUCCAUCGACCACCCGGCCCAGUUCUACCAGGACCCCGAAGCCCGUCUCAAGCUGAGAGUCUAUCUCGCCUCUCCGCAAAAGUUCGACGAGGCCAUCGAGUUCGGCUUCCCUUCGCUCGAACACAACGAUAACCUGGGAACCCCCUUUUUCGACAGGAAAUGGAAGAUGCAGGAAUCUCCCACCGCACACAACUUCCUCGACUCUGACUUCAUCUCUCCCUUGGACAGCAACGGUCCACCCAGCCCGCGCCAGUCCCCGCGACCAGCCACCUCCGCCGCCGACCUGACGGAAAACACAUGGCGGAAGCCAUCGGUAUGCGACUCCCAGCACUCGAGGCCUUCCUUCUCUGAUCGUCGUCCUCGCCCGCACCAGCCCAUGGUCCUCAAUUCAUCCAACCUGGGAAGCAGAGAGAUGACGCUAAAGAUGACCCUGACCCGACCCGACCUCAGAUCGAGCGACCUGCUCUCUUCUCCCAAGACAUCGACCUGUGAAGAAGACCCGCUGAAGCUGGCUGAUCUGCCCGUUGUCGACGAGAAGGCUACUGUCUGGGAUAAGCCUGAGAAGUGUUCAGUCAAGAGCGUGUGGAGGAAGAUUACACGCAGAUGA
This is a messenger RNA of Arthroderma uncinatum, 1461 nucleotides long. Its product is annotated as mucin. The transcript has 2 exons. The record is from RefSeq and is a predicted model, not a curated record. Lineage: Eukaryota; Fungi; Ascomycota; Eurotiomycetes; Onygenales; Arthrodermataceae. The coding region runs from base 1 to 1461 and encodes 486 amino acids.